Paramacrobiotus metropolitanus is the source of this 1170-nucleotide messenger RNA. RefSeq lists its product as uncharacterized. Lineage: Eukaryota; Metazoa; Tardigrada; Eutardigrada; Parachela; Macrobiotidae. The coding region runs from base 379 to 996 and encodes 205 amino acids. Gene Ontology annotation, cellular component: membrane. The record is from RefSeq and is a predicted model, not a curated record. Gene Ontology annotation, biological process: cell adhesion; tissue regeneration. The transcript has 3 exons.
UGAUUUACCUUCUACUUGUACAGAAUGUCCAUGUGUGUUUAUACUUUGCCUCACUGAAAAUUUCCUCGCGCUUACCGCAUUUGUAACGAUCAACAGAGUAAUAAUUUCCUAUUUACCGAUUUUUUUGUGUAACUCUUGUAUUUUUGUUAUAAUUUAAACUGGCUACUGUCGGUACUUUCAUCUUCGAGAACUAUUAAAGCACUUUUUUGACCGAGUGUUUAUCCUGGGUACAUUUCAUGCUGGAUUCCCUUGCAUAUUCGCCGAAUUGCUAACACAGCUAGGUGUUAUUCGUAGCAAGCACUUCUUCUGUUUCAAAGCUGGAUGAUUCCGAGGAUAUCCUCAAAAGCUGCUUUAAACCCAGUGUAAAUACUGUCCACAAUGGCUGUACUUGAUCCACGUACUUGCGGCAAAUCCAACUAUACCAAUAAAGGAUAUGUUGAAAACGAGGAACGAAUCACACUGCACGCCAUACAGGGUCCUCCAGCAUCCGACGAACUGGAACCCAUUCCGGAAGCCACCGAAGUCACACAUAUGAAAACCGUGAAAAAGCUGCAUCUGCGGUCGAACGGCAUUCCGGAUGAAAAUGACGCUUUGCAGCCGGAUGACGAAGAGCCGGCCAAGAACCCGGGCUCCGCCACACUGGCCGCCAAACGCGUGAUUCUCGGUAUAAUGGACGUGGCGCUCUUGACGUCCAAUGCCGGGCAGCUGCGCGAACUACUGCAAGUGCCGUAUCAUCCGUUCAGGUGCUUCACCUUUACCCUCCUUAUGCUUUCUAUUGUACUGCAAAUCGCGGCGACCGGUUGCUUUCUAUUAGCUUACUGGUGGGAGAGUGAAGAGGACAAGACGUAUAAGACGCUGCGGAAACUGGCCUUUUUAGGCGGGUCGUUUUGUAUUUUUGUGGUGCUGGUGUCGAAUAUUUUUAUUGCGGUGUUUCUGCCGAUGAACGGCGGGUAUCAGUUUCCGCCCAAUGUCUCCGCCAGUGACAGUAUCUGUUGAAAUGAUCUUUUAUCCUUCUUAUAGUGCUGCCAUGUAAUUAUAUUUCAUUUCUUCGUUUCCACUCCUGUACCACUUUUUUAAUCCUUGCUUACUCCAUAAUUUACAUCAUCAUUGCUUAUAUGUAAAACAAAAACUACAGCAGAUCGAGUAUGUAUACUGAAGUGGCACGCAAAA